AUUGCGCACCGUUGGAGCGACGAAAAUCAUCAAGGAGGGAGGUUGACACGCACACAACAACACAUCCCCAAUACACCGUAACUCGUCCCAGCCUGGCCCUGAGUGGCAUUGCUGUGCACCGUCUGUACCAUGUGGGCCAUCUUCUCCCGGGACGCCAGCAGCAGCUUCCCCUACGAGCUUGGGGAAGCGGCGGGACAGGAGGACAACAGGAGUGUGUGGAGGCUGCAUAAGGGCAAGAAAAAGCAAAAUGGGGAGGAGGUGAGCAUCUUUGUGUGUGGCGGCAAGGACUCCAACCCCGGGCACAUCGAGGCGGCCAAGGCAGCUGUCAAGAGGCUCAAGACGCUGCGCCACCCCUGCAUCCUCACCUACCUGGACAGCCUGGAGAAUGACAAACAGGUCCAGCUGGUGACAGAGCCCGUCAGCCCCCUGCUCACCUGGCUGACAGAGGACACACUCAGCCCCGCCCAGCGCACCUCUGCCAUCUCCUGGGGGCUGCUGCAGGUCACGAAGGCGUUGAGCUUCCUGAACAACGAGGGGAGCCUCACCCACCACAAUGUGUGUGCCAGCAGCAUCUUUGUCACAGCGGGAGGGGAGUGGAAGCUGGGCGGGGUGGAGUACUGCAGCAGCUCAGACCAGUACACAUUCCCAACCAAGCUGCUCCCUCAGCUGGAUGUGUACAACCCCCCAGAGCGCUUCGAUCCCAGCAAGCAGCGCACCACCACCAAAUGGGCAGCAGACAUAUGGGGACUCGGGUGUCUGGUGUGGGAGACCUUCAAUGGCACCCUGGAUCAGUCCAUCAACCUCAAGAACACUUCAAAGAUCCCCAAAUCCCUGGUGCCAACAUACACCCGGCUGGUGGGUGCAUCCCCUGCCUCACGCCCCAAUCCCCGGGAGGUGGUGUCGUCUCUAAGCCAGCCCGGCCAGUUCUUCCACAACGACCUAGUGGAGACUCUCACCUUCCUAGAUGAGAUACAGAUUAAGGACAACAAUGAGAGGCACAAGUUCUUCUCACAGCUAGCAGGACGGCUGGACAGCAUCCCACAGUGUAUGGCGGUGAACAAGGUGCUGCCGGCGCUGCUGGCAGCUCAUGAGUUCUCCAACGCUGGCUCGGCAGUGCUGGCUCCGCUCUUCAAGAUUGGCCAGCUGCUGGGGGAGGCAGAGUACCAGCAGCAGAUCCUCCCCUGUGUGGUGCGGCUCUUCUCCUCCAGCGACCGAGCCACUCGCCUCCGUCUUCUCCAACAGGCAGGAGACUUGGCCACCCACAUCGACCCUGCCACUCUCAACACCCAGGUCUUCCCCCACCUCGCCUCAGGCUUCCUUGACACCAACCCCACCAUCAGGGAAAACACUGUCAAGUCCAUCCGGUUCUUCGGGCCAAAGCUCAACUAUCAGAACUUGAACGUGGAGGUGCUCAAGCACUUUGCCCGGCUGCAGGCCAAGGAUGAGCAGGGUGGCAUCCGCACCAACACCACAGUCUGCCUGGGGAAGAUUGCUGGCAACCUCCACCCAGAUGUGCGACAGAAGUGUCUGGUCUCAGCCUUCCUCCGGGCCACACGCGACCCCUUCCCCCCAGCAAGGACGGCCGGUGUGCUGGCCCUCGCUGCCACACAACAGUUCUACAACCUCCAGGAUGUGGCCAGCAAGAUCCUGCCAAGCCUUUGCAUGCUGACCCUGGAUCCAGAGAAGAGUGUGAGGGACGCGGUGUUCAAGGUGCUCAAGGGCUUCCUCAGCAAGGUGGAGAAGGUGUCUGAGGACCCAUCACUUAGGGAGGAGAUGGAGGCUGAGGUGCACCAGGCCAGCUCCAGCAGCCAGCCGUCCUCCUGGGCCGGGUGGGCAGUGGGCGCCAUCACCUCCAAGUUCUACAAGGGCGGCCCCACCUCCUCCACGCCAGCCACCACUCCAACGUCCACGGCACCUAGCAAACAGCCUCCAACCUCCCGAACUCCACAGUCAGGCAGCAGCACUCCGUCCACGCAGACCUCCAGCAUGGCACCCACCCCAGACCCGGCUGGGCGAGGGGCAGCCGAGGAGGAGGAAGAUGAGGAGGAGGAGGACAACUGGGACACUAAUGAAUGGGGAUCCUUGGAGGAGUGUGAGGAGACGCCAAGCCCAGGAGGGACAGCCAGUGAAGGGGACGGGGGCUGGGAGGAUGCAGAGGACUGGAGUGGCCUUGGUCUUGGCAGUGCACUUAGUACCAACCAGCACCAGGCAGCAGCAGUAGGGGCCCUUGAGUCCGCAUUCUCCUCCCUCUCCACUGCUGCCAACACCACCACCUCCAUUAGGCCUCCCAACCUCCAGAGACAGCAACCACCACCACCACUAGGAGACCCAAAUAGCUUCUUCAACUCUCUCAGCCAGAACACAAACACCAAAGGAACUACUCAUCAUCGCCCUGCUGCUGCUGCCACUACUCCGUCCAAGCCCUCGUCUGACCUGGGAGGCUGGGAUGAGUGGGAGCAGGAGGAUGUUACUGCUGCUUUGUCUCAAGGGCUAGGCUUCAGCAGCAGCAGCAGCAGCAGCAGCAGCAAGGGGGAUGAGGCAAGGCAGCAGAGGGAGGAGAGGCGACUGCAGCGACAGCGGGAGAUAGAGGCCAAGAGAGCAGCACGUGCAGGCCCCAUGAAGCUUGGUGCCAAGAAAAUCUGAGCUGGGAGGAGCAAGCAAGAGUGGAAGGAAGUCACAGGGAGGCAUGGAUGAAAAGAAGAGGAGAGUGGAGAUAAGAUAUAAAAAAAAAAACAUAGAGGUAGAGAAAUGCAAGGAAUGGAGGAAAUAAAAUAGAGGAAAGAGGAGAAUAGAAGGCAAGGAGGUAACAGGAAGAUGGAGACAAUCUAUGAAAAAACAGGGAGGAAGAGAAAUGCAAGUAAUGGAGGCAGAGGAAGACAGGAACAGGGAAAUGGAUGGGAGAGAGAGAAAGGAAGGUGUGCUGGUGUCAGAGAUUGAAAUCAGGCAAUACUAAAGGAGAUAAAGAAGAUCAUUAAGGAAAAGAUAUGAUUAACCACACACACACACAUACACACACACACACACACACACACACACACACACACACACACACACACACACACACACACACACACACACACACACACACACACACACACACACACACACACACAU
Molecule: messenger RNA, 3114 nt
Organism: Scylla paramamosain (green mud crab)
Lineage: Eukaryota; Metazoa; Arthropoda; Malacostraca; Decapoda; Portunidae
Gene: yata
Product: N-terminal kinase-like protein
Exons: 17
Coding region: 130-2643 (837 amino acids)
Biological process (GO): protein phosphorylation
Molecular function (GO): protein kinase activity; ATP binding
Source: RefSeq, a predicted model, not a curated record